Molecule: messenger RNA, 933 nt
Organism: Dovyalis caffra
Lineage: Eukaryota; Viridiplantae; Streptophyta; Magnoliopsida; Malpighiales; Salicaceae
Source: the annotation of a GenBank genome assembly
AUGUUGCACGCCAAAUCGGAAUCGGACAGUACAAGCCUGGCACCAUCAUCGCCACGGUCACCAAAACGCCCCGUCUUGUACUACGUGCAGAGCCCAUCACGGGACUCUCACGAUGAGGAUAAGUCCUCUUCAACGCAAACCACUCCUGCCUACUCCAGCCCCCUGGAGUCCCCUUUCCACCUUUCUUACGGGCGACACUCUCGGUCCUCGUCGGCCAGCAGGGUUUCCGGUGGUGGCGGUUAUGGGUGGAAAGGGAGGGGCAAGAAUAAGGGGUGGCCGCCUCAGUCACAGGGUGAUGAUGUUAUUGAAGAGGAAGGAGAUUACGAUCCUUAUGGAAAUGGGUUUUCAAGGACGAGGUGGCCGUGUCAGGUUUUGAUUUGGGUUUCGGGUUUUGUGUUGGCUUUUUGUAUCUUUUGCUUCAUCAUUUGGGGUGCCAGUAGGCCUUUCAAACCCCAAAUUACUGUUAAGAGCUUGACUGUACAUAAUUUUUAUUUUGGUGAAGGUUCGGACUUGACAGGAGUCCCAACCAAGAUGUUGACAGUGAAUUGUUCAGUGAAGAUGAAUGUGUACAACCCUGCUACUUUUUUCGGCAUUCACGUCAGUUCCAUGCCUGUCAAUCUUAUGUAUUCAGAGCUGACAGCUGCAACUGGUGAGUUGAAAAAAUAUUUUCAACCAAGAAAGAGCCACCGGACCGUGUCCGUGAAUCUAAAAGGAACAAAGGUUCCACUGUAUGGCGCAGGGGCAGGCUUAGCAGUAUCAGAAGACAAUGGAGGAGUUCCAAUGACUUUAGUUUUUGAAGUCAGGUCAAGAGGGAAUGUUGUGGGAGAAUUGGUGAGGCCAAGGCAGAGGAGACGAGUCUCUUGUUCUUUAGCUAUUGAUUAUCGUAGCAACAAAUCCAUCAAAUUUAAGGAGGAUUCGUGUACAUAUCAUUGA